CGUGGCAGCGCCUGCCCGAAGGAGGGCGGCGGCGCGGGGCUAGGACCCGGGCUGGCAGAGGCGGCGACGGGGCCACCAGAGAGUGUGCGGCGGGGCAGCUGAGCGGCGGGCGCCCCGCCUUGCUGGCCGGUGGGGAUGCGGGACCGGCUGCCUGACCUCACGGCGUGUAGGAAAAAUGAUGAUGGAGACACUGCUGUCGUCAUUGUUGAAAAGGACCAUUUUAUGGAUGAUUUCUUCCAUCAGGUGGAGGAGAUUCGAAGCAACAUAGCCAGAAUUGCUCAGUAUGUGGAAGACGUGAAAAAGAACCACAGCAUCAUCCUUUCUGCCCCAAACCCAGAAGGAAAAAUAAAAGACGAGCUGGAAGACCUGAACAAAGAGAUCAAGAAAACUGCCAACAGGAUUCGAGGCCGGCUGAAGUCUAUUGAGCAGAGUUGCGAUCAGGAUGAGAGCGGGAACCGGACGUCUGUGGAUCUGCGGAUACGAAGGACCCAGCACUCGGUGCUAUCACGGAAGUUUGUGGACGUCAUGACAGAGUACAACGAAGCACAGAUCCUGUUUCGGGAGCGCAGCAAAGGCCGCAUCCAGCGCCAGCUAGAGAUCACUGGGAGGACCACCACUGACGAUGAGCUGGAGGAGAUGCUGGAGAGCGGGAAGCCUUCCAUCUUCAUCUCAGAUAUUAUAUCAGAUUCACAAAUUACUAGGCAAGCCCUCAACGAGAUCGAGUCACGCCACAAAGACAUCAUGAAGCUAGAGACCAGCAUCCGAGAGCUGCACGAGAUGUUCAUGGAUAUGGCCAUGUUUGUGGAGACUCAGGGUGAAAUGGUCAACAACAUCGAGAGAAACGUGAUGAAUGCUGCAGACUACGUCGAACACGCUAAGGAGGAAACCAAGAAGGCCAUCAAGUACCAGAGCAAAGCCAGGCGGACAGUGCGAAUGAAGACUCUUCAUCCUGGGCCCAAUUGCUCUUCAUGGCUUGCUUGCAGAAUCAUCACAGCACUGUUUUGUAAGGUAUCUGUAAUUUUAAAUAUCUAUAAGUUAAAUUCCUUAAUAUAUUAACGUCGAAACCCCCCUUUUCUAAGCUAGACACUGCCUUGUGAAGGACAAUGGGCCAGCCCUAGGCAGCCAUGUAACAGUUUGCUACUGUCACUGAAAACAUGGCCUCACAGCCCCUCAGGGCCCUUCUUCAGUGCCUUUGGUGACUCUGACCUCGGAAGCGUAAGGGUCUUAAAAGUCUUGUCAGUAGCCUGUUUCUACCUGCUUCAUCAUGGACGAGGUGACAAGUGGUCACGUGCCGCGCUCACGUUGCGCUCCUCCUUGUCCACUCGUGACAGUGGAGUCUCAAGGUGAGGCGACAGUGGAACCAAGACAUGGUGCACACCAAAGUCACGGGAAUGGUUCCAGGCACAGAGCCGUUCUUGGACAGCAUCUGAGGGCCCAGAUUCUCAGCUGAACACCCUCUAAUGCCCAGAGUUCCUAGGAUGUUGUGACGUGAGGUAUAAAGAUGCGGGCUGUUGGACACCUGUGAAUUGGUGGCCCAGUGACUGCUUAUCUGUUGAGACCGAGUAUGAGAAGCACACCAAGCCUAGUGAACCCUGCCAACUGCUGACUGUGGGUGUGGCUGCUCACCCUAUCCCAGCCUCAUGUGGUCGGGUCUGAUGUAGCUGUGCUGAGUCCGCACACCAAGUGUGAGAGAUGCUGAACAACCUAGAAAUCACCAUCCUUAGAGUGGAUCAACCUCACACACCCCAAGCCUGACACGCAUGUGCUGAGAGCUACUGCAGGAGGCGGGGCUGUGUGUCCUGGUGCAGAGCUGGC
Molecule: messenger RNA, 1815 nt
Organism: Acomys russatus (golden spiny mouse)
Lineage: Eukaryota; Metazoa; Chordata; Mammalia; Rodentia; Muridae
Gene: Stx2
Product: syntaxin 2
Exons: 10
Coding region: 136-1056 (306 amino acids)
Biological process (GO): synaptic vesicle fusion to presynaptic active zone membrane; intracellular protein transport; exocytosis
Cellular component (GO): endomembrane system; presynaptic active zone membrane; plasma membrane
Molecular function (GO): SNAP receptor activity; SNARE binding
Source: RefSeq, a predicted model, not a curated record